Messenger RNA from Pocillopora damicornis (cauliflower coral), 2632 nucleotides. Its product is annotated as serine/threonine-protein kinase Nek7. Gene Ontology annotation, molecular function: ATP binding; protein serine/threonine kinase activity. The record is from RefSeq and is a predicted model, not a curated record. Lineage: Eukaryota; Metazoa; Cnidaria; Anthozoa; Scleractinia; Pocilloporidae. Gene Ontology annotation, biological process: peptidyl-serine phosphorylation.
AAGAUUCGAUCGAUGAUAUUGAGAGACAGAGCUCAUGCUUAGCCCGCGAAUAAUUCUUAACUACGGUUUCAGUUCAUGAUGGGGGGAUUUUUGGGCCUCAUACGCACAGGUAAUCGGUUUGCUGUGCUUGGCGACUGAAGAAUUCGAUUCAGUUCAAGAGAAUUUCGCGAUAAUUGCUUGUGAAGUGAGUUUAGUCGUUGCAUGCAUAGGUUGUCAUUUGUCUGAAAGUAAAUUUUGUUGUGUUUUAAUGUAAACAAGUUUCAUUACUCUGGCAAAGAAUCGGCUUCGAGUUUGCACGACGGGGGCCACUUUUUGAGAUGGCAACCUCUUCCUACAUGCAUAGCACGUAAAUAAUGGCUUUCGUUUGCCCCAAAUACACCUUGUAACUGAGUGAAGGGAAGUUAUUGAACCAAGGUGCAUCAUGCAACAAAAAAACAAUGAAGAGAAAGGAGAAAACUUAUCUAAAGAUAGUAACACGGAAGCCAGGUGCAAUUUGUUUGCUUAGAGAUAACAUUAGAAAUUUGCAUACAUCUAUUGUCAACCGACGAGUUUUGAACUGUGCCUACUUAUAAUGAAUUGAAAACUGAAGGCAUUAUAUGUAAAGAAAAAAAGAAAAAAAAAAGUGUUACUUGCAGUGGAAUGUUCAAUAAGAAUAUUCCCACUGAAUUAAUUAUUCUAAGAUUAAGUGUGAACUAUAUUAUUAACUGGCUUGUCCCAACCUCUACUCUACUCUGGUUAGGUUAGUUGUUGCAGGUGGACUAGAAUUUAAUGCACUUGCAGAUGGUCCAUUUGUUAACAUCUCCCUUACACUCCACUGAUAUUGUUUUUAUUAAUUCUAAAUUUUUUGAAAUAGGAGAAUUUUCCAAAACAAAACAAGCUGCUAAAUAAACAAACCAAUUUGCCACCUGUUUGUUAUGAUUAUCAAUACUUUUUGCUUUGUUAAGAGUAAAUUUUGGAAGAGAAGUCCUUCUUAUCAAUAAAUUAUUAGACCUUUGUACAACAAUAAUGUUCUGAUUGGUUAUUUCAUUUUUGCAUGCGGAACAUGAUGUCAAACUUGUCAAAAUUUUAUGGAUGAUCUUUGAAAUGAUGGAUGCAAAAGCAAGACAAGAUUGUAUAAAGGAGAUAAAGUUACUUCAGCAAUUAAACCAUCCCAAUGUUAUCAAAUAUUUGGCUUCUUUUAUAGAGAAUAAUGAGCUUGUUAUAGUAUUAGAAUUAGCAGAUGCAGGAGAUUUAUCAAGAAUGAUAAAGCAUUUCAAAAAACAGGACAGAUUGAUUCCAGAGAGGACAGUUUGGAAAUACUUUGUUCAACUGACUGCAGCUCUGGAGCACAUGCAUUCAAGACGUGUCAUGCACAGAGACAUCAAGCCUGCCAAUGUCUUUAUAACUGCAUCUGGUGUGGUAAAGCUUGGUGACCUUGGUCUUGGAAGAUACUUUAGUUCUAAGACUACUGCUGCACAUUCUUUAGUGGGGACACCUUAUUACAUGUCACCAGAGAGGAUACAUGAAACUGGAUAUAAUUUCAAGUCUGAUAUUUGGUCUCUGGGUUGUCUUUUAUAUGAGAUGGCUGCCCUCCAGUCACCUUUCUAUGGUGACAAAAUGAACCUGUAUUCACUGUGUAAGAAGAUAGAAUCUUGUGAUUACCCCCCUUUGCCAGCAGAACAUUACUCUGAAAAGUUGCGUGAUUUAGUGAGCCGGUGUAUUAAAUCUGACCCAGACCAGAGGCCAGGUAUCACAAAAGUCAAUGAAGUGGCACAAAUGAUGCAUGCAGGCAAUCUUCACCAGUUCCCCUCUUCCCCCCAAAUGAAACAAUAAUUUAAAGAAACUUGAUGUGUAAUAUCAGUGAUACACUGAGUAAUUUAUUACAAAUAUUAAUGCCCAAAAAUUCUUGGUUGAUUGUGCCUUGUAACAUAUCUUAAUCUUAAGAAAUUGAUUGAAAAUAAAGAAAUUCCAAUCAAAAGAGAGAAACCUGGAGAUGAAUAUGGAUGGUCAAAGAUUUAAAACUUCAAAAUUCCAACUGAUCUUCUAACCAUAGAGUGAUGUUUGGGUUCCCACGUCCUUUUAAUUGACUUAACUUAAGAACUUUUCUCAGUGGAUACAAUGUAAUCGGUUUUCAAACAUUCAAUUCACAGUGAACUGCAUGCAAAAUUGAAUUUCAUGGAGAGAAAUUGAAUAAUUAUGGCAACACUUCAUUGCACAGAUGCAUGAACUUAUUUAUUCAUACUGCAGAAAUAAUCAGCUGCAAUUCUGCACCUCUACAUUUUGUAGUUUUUUUUGUAUUCUGUUGAAAAGGAUAGUGAAGUUGCCUGAGACUCCAUUAGGGAUGAUAAAAUGUUGUAACUUUUCAAGUAUUUUAUAAAUUACUUUCUGGAUUUUCACAACAAGAAUUAUUUUAUAGAGAUCUUCUUACUACUGAAGUCUCAAGUUUAAAUAUUGUUUGUGACCCUUUCAAAUUUCACUUUAUUCUAAGAUCCUCGUAGUGUGUAAAAUGCAAAUGACAUUAGGUUGUGUAAUAUAGUUUCAGGGUGUGCUUAAAAAUAAUAACUUUAGCACUUCACAGAGGUGAUAGAACUUGUGUCUCUCAAAAUGGCAACUCUCUUCAGGAUUGCUGAAUAAAUCUCAUUUUACAGAAGAA